Molecule: messenger RNA, 2253 nt
Organism: Microsporum canis CBS 113480
Lineage: Eukaryota; Fungi; Ascomycota; Eurotiomycetes; Onygenales; Arthrodermataceae
Exons: 11
Coding region: 1-2253 (750 amino acids)
Biological process (GO): synaptonemal complex assembly; meiotic recombination checkpoint signaling
Cellular component (GO): nucleus
Source: RefSeq, a predicted model, not a curated record
AUGGCUCAGAUCUGUACAAGGCCGGCUCGUCAGGCCGCAGCAGCAACCACGACGGAAUCCGUGGCUCCAGUUUCUGCACUGAACAAGACACAGGACCAACACGUUUCUACUGGUUCAAAUACCCAAACUAUUCCUAAGCCACUUGCGCUUCGUCAAUCGCAGACUCUUAGGCAGAAACAGAGUCUUGCGUUUGCGCAGAUUAUGCUACACGCUUCACUAAUUGAAUGGCAUAAGUUUGGAACGCUUUUCUAUCUCAGGUAUGCCCUCACCCUGGUCAAACUAGAAUUCUUACCAUUGUCAUGUUUCGGAGAACGUGAUCUUCUUAACCUAAAGAAUCCGAAUUCAAACAUCUCUUACAGCGAUUUCGUCGACGGCUGUUCCAACCCUGUAGUCGAACCUAGCAAGCGUGGACAGCCACUGAAGAUUAUCCUACGAGACCGCAAUGAGUACGGGAUCUUUGACGCUCUGGAAAGAAACGUCCUUGAAGCAAUUCAACUUACAGUAUUUGUUGAUAAGCAAAACCCUUCACAUGUUCUAGAAAGCUAUACGUUUUCUUUCAACUACACAGAGGGUGUUCAAGCGCUCAAGCGAGGGCUAGAAGCAGUCUCUCUCGAAACCACUGUGCACUCGACAGAAGUAAAAACCUUCCGAACGGCAAAGCAGGGGUUAGAGAUGAUAAUUCGUCGGCUUAUAACCUUAAGCACUUUCCUGCCUAUUCUGCCAAAUAAGCGAUUCCUGGAAAUACACCUGUUCUAUACCGACAAUUGCCCUCGACAAUAUGAACCUCAAGGGUUCAAGCCUACAGCUCACAGCGACAUACUGUAUCCCAGAGACGACGUGUGGAAAAAAGAAACGCAAUCAUGUGGUGUCAUGGACUCUGGCUGUCACAGGGUUGGGCUUAAGGUCACCUCUCUUAAAUGUUCCCAUGAAGACGACAAUGAUGAGGCAGUUGGGAGGCAGAUUCCACCCACUCUUGAGUAUUCAGAAAGAGCGGAACGUGGGAACGAGUGCAAGAAUCGACGCAAGCACGUCAAGAUGCUAUCACUAAAAACAUGCUACAAAAAAUGGCCACUUGAGAUACCGACCCCUGAUAGUGAACUGAUACCAACUCAGGUGGAUUGUUACUUGAAUUCAAACCCGUUAAAGGCGGGCUCAGGUGCUAAGCCGUGCCUCAGUCAGAAGCAGACAUCAAGGAUAAAGGGAAGAGUCAAUCUUUCACAGCUAACUCAAGAUGCUACUGGCCAGGGCCUCCGAGCUGGGAGCGGCAAAGUUGAUUGCCAAUGCGGAUGGCACGAGCCAGAACCAGACAUGCUCGAAUGUGAUUUCUGCCAUACACGGCAACAUCUAACCUGUUAUGGGUUCUUACACCCUAAUGACGAGAAGAUUUCUGCUACACAUGCAUGUUAUAAAUGCCUUCUGGGAUCGGAUGAAAGCAAAGUUUUCAGGCAAAUCGAAACUCUUGUCUUGCUUCGACAGGCACUCAAAAUAAUUAUAGAAGAUGGCUACCCUCUUCGAAUUAGAGAUUUUGCUCAGAGCCUGCACUGCAGUGGAAAUGAGGUUGUGCAGAUUACAGAUCUACUUAGAAAGAAUGGUUUCCUCCAAGCAACCCCUGGGUCAAAAUCGAGGGGUUUUGCGGAGAAAGGCCUCCCGAAGUUCCGUGUUCCAGAUUCGGAAGAGACCAGGCAGCGACUGAGGAAUGAAAUAUUCAACCCCCUCGCAAAAAUAUCGCAUCAUUAUAUAAUACCAUCUACUCCUGAUGCUCAGAAUAAAAUUUCCGCAGUAGAGUCCUCGAUGCAACAUGUGAGUGCAUAUUCAGGAAGGAAAGAAAGUAACAACACUGAUUUACGGCAUACAAAGCCGGUGAAUACCCAUACCGUGCCGAACUCAGAGCCGAUUGUCAUUAGUGAAGAUGAGGAUGACGGCAUAAAUCCAUCUCCUACGACUCCUUCCAUGAACAGCCAAGCUACAUCAAAAGGUCAACGCGGGGACAGAGUUGAGCGUGAUAACACUGCUACCACUAGCCCUCCAUCAUCCCCUCCACAUUCUCAAUUCCCACUAGCGCCUGGUGCCCAAGAGGAGCUUAGAAGAGGUCUGAGGAACGGUGGGGAAAGGAGCCAUCCUCCAGUAUAUGCUAACACGCAGUUUGAACAUGUGGUCGAGCCAGCAAAGGAGCAACCGUUCAAGCGACGUAAACUUAGCAAUGUGGCCUAUCCCAUUGACAUCGGCGACUCAACUGGUGAAGAAAGCUGCUGA